Penicillium pulvis is the source of this 1320-nucleotide messenger RNA. Its product is annotated as putative MFS monocarboxylate transporter. NCBI's taxonomy places the organism in Eukaryota, Fungi, Ascomycota, Eurotiomycetes, Eurotiales, Aspergillaceae. Gene Ontology annotation, molecular function: transmembrane transporter activity. The record is from RefSeq and is a predicted model, not a curated record. The coding region runs from base 1 to 1320 and encodes 439 amino acids. Gene Ontology annotation, cellular component: fungal-type vacuole membrane. The transcript has 2 exons. Gene Ontology annotation, biological process: transmembrane transport.
AUGCGUCGGACCACUAGGGAAACAGCCACAAGUGAGACAGACACAACAGAACUAGACCAUGAGCUCAACGACCUCAACACAUCUGAAAACCACGAUGCGAGCGUUAGUCUCGCAUUCCCUGAGGGAGGACGUGAAGCAUGGACUUCUCUCCUAGGAUCAAGCCUACUCAUGUUCCCAUCAUUCGGAUUCCAAAUAGCCAUCGGAACAAUUCAAGACUACAUCAGCACCCACCAACUAUCAAACUACAGCGUCGGAGAGAUAGGCUGGAUAACAGCAAUCCUGUGCUUCUUAACACUAUUUUUAGGAGUGCAAGUCGGCCCAUUAUUCGACCGCCAUGGUCCACGCUUGCUCCUAAUAAGUGGUUCUCUCGCCAGCGUGACAUCUUAUCUCCUCCUCGCUCAAUGCACAAAGUACUGGCAUUUCAUAUUAUGUCUCAGCAUCCUGGGCGGGAUCUCCUCCGCUGUCGUGACGACAGUUGGGAUCUCAGUGAUAAGCCACUGGUUCUACCGACGUCGGGCACUUGCAUCAGGCCUCUGUAUGUCCGGAUCAUCAGCCGGAGGUGCAAUCCUGCCUCUCGCAUUGCGCAGCUUAUUCGCGAAAUACGGAUGGACGUGGUCAAUUCGUAUAAUUGCCUUUAUUGCACUCGGAUGCUACUUGUUGGGGAUUGCCUUGGUAAAAGGUAGAUUGCCCGGAGGGAAUACAAGUAAAGCAACGAUCGACUUUCGGGCGUUUAGGUCUCCGAAGCUGUGUUUCUUGGCUGUUGCUGUCUUUGCCUUUGAAUUCAUUAUCUUUGGUUGUGCGGCGCUUUUACCGACUUAUGUCCGGUAUACGGGAUUGGAUGUGGAUGUGCAGUUUUAUUCGCUUACCGUGCUAAACUCUAUGACUCUCCUGGGCAGGAUAUUACCUGGAGUCGCUGCAGAUCAGGUCGGCCGGUUCAAUAUUCUGUUAUUUACUGCCGUUGUCACGCUGGUGGUUAUGGCCGCUGUCUGGAUUCCGUUUGGGUCUCAAGACGAGGCGACGCUUUAUGGUGUUGUGGCGGUGUUUGGGUUUGGAUCUGGAGGUUGGGUUUCACUUGCCCCAGUCUGUGCGGGUCAGUUGUGUCGCACGGAGGAUUAUGGUCGGUUCUAUGGAACCAUUUACUGUGUUGCGGCGUUCGGAGUCCUGUUGACCGUGCCAGUCGGUGGUCAACUUCUGCAAUCAACAACUCCUCAAGCACUAGUCGGCUUUUACACCGCUGUUCUCUUGAUUGGGCUGGUGAGCGUUGCUAUGUCGCGGUGGGCAUUGUUAGAAUGGAAGUGGAAGUGGAAGGUUAAGGUGUAA